CCAGAUAAUAAUUCCUCCAAGAGAAGAAUCCUUCCAAGAGAAGAAUCCUUCCAAGAGAAGAAUCCUUCCAAGAGAAAGGAAUCGACGUUGUAUGCAAUCGAAAGCGUAAAUCAGAAAAGCCGAGCAUCUGAUAGUUGUCUGAAAUCUGCAAAAUUAAGUUGA
Messenger RNA from Dentiscutata erythropus, 162 nucleotides. The record is from the annotation of a GenBank genome assembly. NCBI's taxonomy places the organism in Eukaryota, Fungi, Glomeromycota, Glomeromycetes, Diversisporales, Gigasporaceae.